AUGCGAGAAGCGCAGCUGCACACCGCCGAGGCCUCCCUCUGGAGCGUGGUGGCCACUGUCCAGGCCAUGGAGAGGAAGAUCGACCUGUUGGCCACCCGUCUGCUCAGCUUGGAAGGCCGAUCCGGGACAGCUGAGAAGAAGCUCUUGGAUUGUGAGAAGACAGCUAUGGAGUUCGGAAACCAACUGGAGAACAAGUGGGCCGUCUUGGGCACCCUCAUCCAAGAAUACGGCCUCCUGCAGAGAAGGCUGGAGAACAUGGAGAACCUUCUCAAGAACCGCAAUUUCUGGGUCCUCCGGCUGCCCCCGGGAUCCAAGGGAGAGAUCCCCAAG
Messenger RNA from Thamnophis sirtalis, 330 nucleotides. The record is from RefSeq and is a predicted model, not a curated record. Lineage: Eukaryota; Metazoa; Chordata; Lepidosauria; Squamata; Natricidae.